AAAUGGACGUAGAGGAGACCCAAACCACUUCCAACACCGUAAGGUCCGAAGUCGCUAUAGAGCAGCCAUUGGAGCCACAGGGGCCUCCAUGUUGCAGCCUGUACCAUCGCCUACACGCCCUGAAAGGAUGUACAAUUUUUAAGAGCAUGAAGCCCGCUCAACGACAACAGGUUGCAAGGGCCCACGGGCAUUGCAUGACCUGCCUGGCAGAUGACCACGCCACCAUAGAGUGCUGGGCCGACGGUGCCUGUCAAUAUUGCCACAGGCCGCACCCCACUUUGUUUCAUCGAUUUCCCACACGAGCCAAUCGCACCAACUCCCGUACCAGAUUACGCAGCGAUCUUAUCCGGCGUCGACAACGCACCCAACCAACCACAACACGUACACGGCCAUCUCCGCCACGACGCGCUCAUCGACAUGAUCAGCCGACGAAAUCACUCGUUUAACUGUAGACACACUGGCUGUAACACCGCAAAUUUCUUUAAUUUUGGGUGCUGAAAGAUGUGAAUUGGACGCAGCUCGCACAAUAUGCCUCCUGACUGCGGCGUGGGACGUGUUUGACUCCGCCUUUCAUGUUCUUGCCAUAUUCUGAUUUGUUUCUCAAAAAGUUACUCACAAGAUUUUGGCUCCAUUCAAUUUUUUGAGCCAUUUUGCGAUGGCUAAGACCACUUUCACGAUAUGCUUCGAUUUGGCCUCUUUUAUACUCGGAUAAUUGUUGUUCGCGUCCCAUUUUUCAUUUAAUUUAAAGAAAAUAUAUGAAAUAAAAAAUUUGUAUCAAAAAUGUGUCGCCACACUGCCAAGUUUAAUCGCAAACUAAAAAUCUUUCAGCUGUACCUAUUCAGUUGAACCAAACAAUUGCACAGAAAUUAGCGAAAUAAAUAGCAAAACAGAAUAUGCAAAGUAACGGUACUUAGCAAGCGGUUCUUUACUAGGGCACACUAAUUGACAGAAAUAUAGUAAAAUUAAAACGUUUUUAAAAAAACAUGCGUACGAUCAAUAUGUGAUGAAAAAUUUAUGAAAAUGCAAGCGAAUUUAUGCGAACCUAUUCAGUUGAUCGGCAGUGUAUGAAGCACGUAUGCAUCCAUAUGCAUUACGCAUG
Molecule: messenger RNA, 1099 nt
Organism: Bactrocera tryoni
Lineage: Eukaryota; Metazoa; Arthropoda; Insecta; Diptera; Tephritidae
Exons: 2
Coding region: 3-446 (147 amino acids)
Source: RefSeq, a predicted model, not a curated record